AUGUUCAGACAAACGAAAAGAAGAACUCUGGGGAGAAGAAACUUUGAAGAUUCAAAGGGCUCCCAUAUCUAUGCUGGAAAUGCGGGUUUGAAGAGUAAAGAGCUUCUGGAGACCGUUUACUCCAAUAGGCUCAGCUUCUAUUCAGUUCCACCAUUUGAAGAGAUAACACUAGACGAGUUUGAAAAGUGGGCUUUGGAUCGUUUGAAGGUGUUGAUAGAAAUUGAAUCCAGUCAUUUGAGAAACAAAACAAUGAAGGAGUUGGAAUCAAGUAUAAAACCGAUAUUAGAGAAGCAUUUACCUUUGUCCACCAACACUAAAGACGUCAACCAACUCGUUGCCGAAAGAAGGAAAGAUCAUUAUUCCCACUAUAUUCUUCGACUAGCUUUUUGUAGAUCAGAAGAUCUCAGAAACAGAUUCGUUCGGGCGGAAAGCACGCUUUUCAAGCUCAGAUACAAGAUGUUAUCGUCUCAAGAACAGAAGCAAUUUAUCAAUGGAUUGCAUCUCCCAUGGGAAGCUGUGAACGAGGAAGAAAAACAGACGCAUUUUGAGCAGCUGCUGGCAGCUUGUACUGUUCCUAUCCGUGGAAUCUUAUCCCAAGAGACUAACGUCAUGGUCACAAAUGAUUCAGUACGAGCAUUUUGUGCCAAAGAACAGUUCUUAAAAGUACCAUUUGAGUUCAUUCCAGACCUGGUUAGUUCUCACUCUAUAUUUAUGCAUAAAGGCUUUGGCUACGUUCCUCAAUUCCAACAGCUGUCCCUCAUAGCUAAUCAAUUCGUUAGCCAGUUGGCCGAAUCCCUACAGAUCACCGUGCGUUCGAUUCCAAAACUGGAUGAAGACGACCGUCUACUUCCUGUCCUUAAUCACAUAUCCAAGGGAUAUAUCGCCAACGAAUACCAAUCAGAUUUCAAAGAUGGUGAUGCUGACGUUGGUGACAUCAAUGCCGAGACCGUACAGAGCAAAUCUGUCUCUCAGCAUUACCCACUAUGUAUGUCUCAGUUAAUGAAGGGACUUAGUCAAGAGCACCACUUGAAGUAUCUGGGUAGACAGCAGCUCUCUCUAUUUUUGAAAGGUAUAGGACUGAGUGUGGAUGAAGCUUUGAAGUUUUGGUCGUUUAAUUUCACUAAGGGUCCAAUGAAUCUUGAGCAAUUUAACAAAGAGUACAGGUAUAACUUUAGGCACAAUUAUGGUUUGGAAGGUGGUAGAAUUAACUACAAGCCCUGGGAUUGUCACCAAAUUCUUUCCAAAGCAAGUCCUUCCAGGGAUGAAUAUCAUGGAUGUCCAUACAGAGAUCUUACAUCUGAGAAGCUGACUAUGGAGUUGAAUAAGAUGGGAAUUACAGAUCAAUUUGAUGUGAACACGAUAGUUGACAAUUCAUCCAGAGGAGAUUACACUAACGCCUGUACCAAGGUAUUUGAGCUUACGCACAAAAAGGAGAUUGAAAUAGCGACUCAAAAGACAAAGUUUGACCUGUCUUUGAUCACACAUCCCAAUUUAUACUUUGACAGGUCUAGAAAGCUUGCCAAACUUGCAGAGGAGACAAGUUAG
Molecule: messenger RNA, 1545 nt
Organism: Komagataella phaffii GS115
Lineage: Eukaryota; Fungi; Ascomycota; Pichiomycetes; Pichiales; Pichiaceae
Product: Subunit of DNA primase, which is required for DNA synthesis and double-strand break repair
Exons: 1
Coding region: 1-1545 (514 amino acids)
Biological process (GO): DNA replication, synthesis of primer
Cellular component (GO): alpha DNA polymerase:primase complex
Source: RefSeq, a predicted model, not a curated record